AUGGGAACUUGUCAGGCUAAUUGUUGUAACAAAGAUUUUGAGUAUGGUUUGAGAACACAUUAAAAGAGUGAAAGUAAUGCUGAUGAAGGCAAUCCUGAAUUUGAGGAUUCAAAAAUAAAGGAAUCACAUAAUUCAAUAUAGAAGGACAGGGAUAAAUUUCAAGAAGAUCGUAUGCAAGACGAUCAAAAAUUAAAUUUAAAGAAAGAUAAACCAAAAGAUUCCAGUAGUGUGAAUAAUGAUAAGGAUGAUAAUAAAGGAAGAGCUCAAAACAAAGAAACAAGUUAUAAAGUUCAAGAGUAUAAGACACCUUUUCCUGAAUCAAAAGAGUAAGAGAGCAAGGGUCAUACAGAUAAAUAGGAGGCGCAGGAUAAAGCAAGUAAGAACUCUGUUUUUUCUAAGAAGAAGAAUUAGAAUUUAGAGUAUAAUUAAAAGGUGUUGAAUACUGAUUAAGAUGAGACAAUGAGUGAUGUGAGAGUAAAGUUGGGAGCUAAGACUCUUGACAAAGGAGCAGUUUAUGAGGGGGAAUGGUUGAAGGGGAAACGAGAUGGGACUGGGAAACAAGUUUGGCCUGAUGGGUCAAUAUAUGAGGGAGAAUGGGUAGAAGGUCGAUGUUGUGGGAAGGGAAAGUUAAUCCAUGGAGAUGGAGACAUAUAUGAAGGAGAUUGGCUGGAUGAUAAAGCACAUGGAAUAGGAGUGUAUUUACACAUUAAUGGAGCUCGAUAUGAAGGACAAUGGUUUAACGAUAAGCAAUAGGGCAAGGGUUUGGAGACAUGGCCAGAUGGGGCUCAUUAUGAGGGAGAGUAUCAUGAGGGGAGGAAGGAGGGUCAUGGAACUCUUCAUUUUGCUGAUGGGUCAAAAUAUACAGGGUUUUUUGCUAAUAAUGAGAUACAUGGAUAUGGGAUAUAUGAAUGGUAGGAUGGGAGAGUCUACAAGGGGAAUUGGAAACAAAACAAAAUGAACGGAGUGGGUGAAAUAAAGUGGAGUGACGGUCGAUAAUUCAUUGGAAAUUACUAAGAAGAUUUGAAGCAUGGGAGAGGAUAGUUUUUGUGGCCUGACGGUAGAAGAUAUGUUGGCAACUGGGUUUAUGGUAAGUAGGAAGGUUAUGGGGCUUAUUACUUGCCAAAUCAACCAGCAAAAUAUGGAAUUUGCACAAUGGUUGGAGAAUGA
Messenger RNA from Paramecium tetraurelia, 1167 nucleotides. RefSeq lists its product as uncharacterized. NCBI's taxonomy places the organism in Eukaryota, Ciliophora, Oligohymenophorea, Peniculida, Parameciidae. The record is from RefSeq and is a predicted model, not a curated record. The transcript is spliced from 4 exons.